Sinocyclocheilus grahami is the source of this 607-nucleotide messenger RNA. RefSeq names its product ethanolamine-phosphate phospho-lyase-like. NCBI's taxonomy places the organism in Eukaryota, Metazoa, Chordata, Actinopteri, Cypriniformes, Cyprinidae. The record is from RefSeq and is a predicted model, not a curated record. Gene Ontology annotation, molecular function: pyridoxal phosphate binding; ethanolamine-phosphate phospho-lyase activity; transaminase activity. Bases 67 to 435 code for a protein of 122 amino acids. Gene Ontology annotation, cellular component: mitochondrion. The transcript has 3 exons.
AGGGUGGGCACCCACUUCUGGGGCUUCCAGCUACAGGGAGAAGAUUUUGUACCAGAUAUUAUUACAAUGGGCAAACCUAUUGGAAAUGGCCAUCCAAUGUCAUGUGUGAUCACCACCAGAGAGGUUGCCGAAAGCUUCAUGUCAUCUGGAAUGGAGUACUUCAACACAUUUGGCGGUAACCCAGUAUCAUGUGCUAUUGGACUGGCAGUGCUGGAUGUAAUUGAGAAGGAAGAUCUCCAAGGCAAUGCCCUGCACAUCGGAGGUUACCUGACUCGGCUUUUGUAUGAUCUGAAGAAAAGACACCUUUUAGUGGGUGACGUGAGGGGCCGUGGCCUGUUUAUUGGGUUGGACCUGGUAAGAAACCGGGAUAAGAGGACACCUGCCACAGCUGAAGCUCAGGAUGUUAUUUACAGGUCAGAGCAAGUCAUGCUAUAAAAGAGGAAUUUCUGACUUUUUUUUAUAGCAAAGGUUAACAGGUUUAUUAGCAUACCAUACAAUAUAUUUAGUCACUUUUAUCUUUGCAAACUAUUUGUUACGUAUUUUUUCCUUAUGUUUAUUACCCUAGCCACAAAAUAAAGCACAUUAAAAAAAAGAACUAUAUAAUACU